This is a messenger RNA of Haemonchus placei, 621 nucleotides long. Lineage: Eukaryota; Metazoa; Nematoda; Chromadorea; Rhabditida; Trichostrongylidae. The record is from the annotation of a GenBank genome assembly.
AUGGGUAAUAAAAACCAACGUCGAAAACAACGUCGACAUGAGCAGAAUAAAAACAACGUUACGUUAAGCGAGAGAUUUGAUUUUGUUCGUAAAUUGGCGGAGAAAUGGGGAAAGAAGUUACAAAUGGAUCGGACCUGCGAUCUAAACGCAAGCACAGUCUGGCACCACAUUGAAACGGAAAAUAUCGAUAUUAUCACUAUUGAUGAUUUGACUGGUCCUACAAAAAGAAAUAAGGCCUGUCAAGCAGAACCUUCAACAAAUGGCAUUGGUGAGUGGAAUCAAGACGAGUAUGAUGAGGAUGGCCUACACUUCACUUACAUAUCUCCUUUAUCAAGUUCAUCUCGCUCAUCUUUAAGUGUUAUAUGUUUGGACGACGAUGAUGAUUGUGAAGAGGUGAUCAUGCGCACGUUUAAGAGCGAGGAUACUCAGCCUUCGCUCAACAUUUCCAGCACUUCAUCAAACUCACAAGGUUCAACAACUCCACUGCCCAAGGCCCCUUCCGCUGCUUCUAUUAACGACCGAGUGCUGCCUCCAUUUUCUGAGAGCAGUGUUAUUGGAGUACAUUUCAAUCCUGCCGCGACCCCUAUUCCUGGCAAAAUUCAAGAGUACAGGUCUGUCUAA